AUGAAAGCUUUCAUAAAAGCUAGUUCUACAUCAUUUUGGAAUUUCAGUUUGGAUUUAGAAUCCAGAUUAAACAUUUACAUUAAACUGGCGCAAUACGAUUUCUCUUAAAUGAUCUUAAACUCAGAAGUAACGGUCAAAAACCCCGCCAAGGCAUGAAUUCCAAAUUUCAUGGGAAAUCAUCUUCGUCUAGCAACACUCUUAUUGCAAAAUCUAUACAAACCAAUACCCAUCUGUUCCUUCUCUACAUCUACCCUACAAAAGCAAACAAAAACACCCACCAACCAGAAAACAAAAACCUUCUCUCACAUUUUCCAAGAAUGCGCCGUUCACCGAGCGCAAAACCCUGGAAAACAAGCUCAUGCCCGCAUGAUUGUAUCUGGGUUCCAGCCCACAAUCUUUGUCACCAACUGUUUGAUCCAAACGUACAUAAGAUGUUCUGAUUUGGGCUUCGCUUAUCAGGUGUUUGAUAAGAUGCCGGAAAGAGAUGUUGUUUCGUGGAAUGCGUUGAUUUUUGGGUAUGCUGCGUGUGGUGAAAUGGGGGUUGCGAAGUCAUUGUUUGAGGCAAUGCCUGAAAGAGAUGUAGUUUCAUGGAAUUCAUUGAUUUCAGGGUAUCUGCAGACGGGGGAAUGUCUGAAGGUGAUUCAGGUGUUUAUGAAGAUGGGAAGGUUGGAUGUAGUAUAUGAUAGGAGGAGUUUUGCUGUUGUUUUGAAAGCGUGUUCGAUUUUGGAGGACGGUAAUGUAGGGGUUCAGGUUCAUAGCAUUGCAAUGAAAAUUGGUUUUCAUAAGGAUGUGGUUACGGGCAGUGCUUUGGUAGACAUGUAUGCAAAGUGUAGGAAUUUGGAUGAGGCGCUUUUGCUAUUUAGAGAAAUUUCUCAGAAGAAUUGGGUUUCUUGGAGUGCUGUGAUUGCAGGUUGUGUUCAAAAUGAAGCCUUUGUUAAGGGUUUGGAAUUGUUCAAGGCAAUGCUAAAGGAAGGAAUUGGGGUUAGUCAGUCCAUUUAUGCUAGUCUCUUCAGGUUGUGUGCAGGAUUAUCUGCAUUUAGAUUAGGUACUCAGUUGCAUGCCCAUGCUUUAAAAAACGAUUUGUCUUUGGAUGCAAUCGUUGGAACUGCCACUUUGGAUAUGUAUGCAAAAUGUAACAAUAUACAAGAUGCUCGAAAGUUGUUUAACUCAUUGCCCAAUUAUAAUUUGCAAUCUUACAAUGCCAUUAUUGUUGGUUACACACGAAAAAGACAAGGCUGUGAAGCUUUGCAGUUAUUUUCACUUUUGCAGAGAUCUGGUCUUGGUUUCAACGAAAUAAGUUUAUCAGGAGCAUUUAGUGCAUGUGCAGUUAUUAAAGGCCAUGUGGAAGGGCUUCAAGUACAUGGGCUAGCAAUUAAGAGUACUCUUACAUCAAAUAUUUGUGUAGCAAAUGCCAUUCUAGACAUGUAUGGCAAAUGUGGAGCUCUGGCUGAAGCUUGUCUUGUCUUUGAUGAAAUGCAAAGAAGGGAUGCUGUAUCUUGGAAUGCAAUAAUUGCCGCUCAUGAACAGAAUGGGAAAGAAGAGGAAACACUAUCCUAUUUUGUUUUAAUGCUCCAUGCAAGGAUGGAACCUGAUGAGUUCACUUAUGGCAGUGUCUUAAAAGCUUGUGCAGGUCAGCAAGCUUUAAAUUAUGGUAUGGAGAUCCACAAUAGAGUUAUCAAAUCAGGAAUGGGGUUGAACUGGUUUGUUGGAAGCACACUUGUUGAUAUGUACUGCAAGUGUGGAAUGAUGGAGGAAGCAGAGAAGAUCCAUGACAGAACACAAGAACAAGCUAUGGUUUCAUGGAAUGCAAUAAUCUCUGGGUUCUCAGGGCAAAAACAAAGUGAGAAUGCUCAAAAAUAUUUUUCUAGGAUGAUGGAAAUGGGUGUAAAGCCAGACAACUUCACUUAUGCAACAGUUCUUGAUACUUGUGCAAAUUUAGCUACUGUUGGACUUGGUAAGCAAAUACAUGCACAAAUUAUUAAACAAGAAUUACAAUCAGAUGUUUAUAUAUCCAGCACUCUUGUUGAUAUGUACUCAAAGUGUGGAAACAUGCAAGAGUCACGGAUAAUAUUUGAGAAAGCAUCAAAGCGGGACUUUGUAACAUGGAAUGCCAUGAUUUGUGGCUAUGCUCAGCAUGGCUAUGGAGAUGAUGCCCUUAAGGUUUUUGAGAAAAUGGAACAUGAGAAUGUGAAGCCAAAUCAUGCAACUUUUGUCUCAGUUCUCCGAGCUUGUGCUCACAUGGGACUUGUUGAAAAAGGGCUGCACUACUUCAAUAUAAUGCUGAGUGACUAUGGUUUAGAUCCUCAGUUGGAGCAUUAUUCAUGCAUGGUGGAUAUACUAGGAAGGUCAGGCCAGGUUAAUGAGGCUUUGAAACUUAUUCAAGAGAUGCCCUUUGAAGCCGAUGAUGUUAUAUGGAGAACUCUGCUUAGCAUUUGCAACAUCCAUGCGAAUAUAGAUGUGGCAGAAAAGGCAGCCAAUUCUCUUUUGCAAAUGGACCCACAAGACUCCUCUGCUUGUAUUCUUCUAUCAAAUAUUUACGCUAAUGCUGGAAUGUGGGACAAAGUUUCAUGUAUGAGGAAGAUGAUGAGGCAGAAUAAGCUGAAAAAAGAGCCAGGUUGCAGCUGGAUUGAGGUAAAAGACGAGGUACAUACAUUUCUUGUUGGGGACAAAGCUCAUCCGAAAUGUAAAGAAAUUUAUGAGAAGCUUGGUAUACUAAUUGGCGAAAUGAAGUGGGCUGGAUAUGUGCCUGAUUCAGAUUUUUUACUCAAUGAGGAGGCAGAAGAACAUGAGCAGCAAGACGAGUCCAGAACCUGGAUGUGCAAUCCAUAGUUUUAAAACAAAUGUUUAGUACUCCUAAAUCGCACUCAGGAAAACGAGAAAAAAUUAAAGCUUGGCAACAAUUUUGUAUCUUAUAUUUACAGUCCCUCCAGUCUGGCGGGGGUAGUAAAGAGGGUGUAGUGACUAAUUAGGGCUCUCAACUAUGCUAAUCAAAUCAAUCAGUGAGCAAACACAAUCUUAUCAAGCAAUAA
Pistacia vera is the source of this 3029-nucleotide messenger RNA. RefSeq names its product pentatricopeptide repeat-containing protein At3g02330, mitochondrial-like. Gene Ontology annotation, molecular function: RNA binding; protein binding. The coding region runs from base 169 to 2829 and encodes 886 amino acids. NCBI's taxonomy places the organism in Eukaryota, Viridiplantae, Streptophyta, Magnoliopsida, Sapindales, Anacardiaceae. The transcript has a single exon. The record is from RefSeq and is a predicted model, not a curated record. Gene Ontology annotation, biological process: RNA modification.